Molecule: messenger RNA, 2542 nt
Organism: Hyaena hyaena (striped hyena)
Lineage: Eukaryota; Metazoa; Chordata; Mammalia; Carnivora; Hyaenidae
Gene: ATG7
Product: autophagy related 7
Exons: 19
Coding region: 170-2281 (703 amino acids)
Biological process (GO): protein modification by small protein conjugation; piecemeal microautophagy of the nucleus; C-terminal protein lipidation
Cellular component (GO): cytoplasm; phagophore assembly site
Molecular function (GO): Atg12 activating enzyme activity; Atg8 activating enzyme activity
Source: RefSeq, a predicted model, not a curated record
GAGACUUGUGCACCGGUCAGACCGACUUGAGCAAGAAAGGAAGAUGCACAGAGGUGAAGGCCAGGAAGGCCGCAGCAAAAGGACUUCACCCCGGGUGCUGCCGGGAGGCUAACCUUGGCACCCCAGGCGCGUUGCUCAGGGUGGUUUCCCGUCCUCUCUUCAGGAAGCGAUGGCCGCAGCUCCGGGGGACCCCGGGCUCUCCAAGCUACAGUUCGCUCCUUUUAGCAGCGCCUUGGACGUUGGCUUCUGGCAUGAGUUGACCCAGAGGAAGCUGAAUGAGUAUCGGCUGGAUGAAGCCCCCAAGGACAUUAAGGGCUAUUACUACAAUGGUGAUUCUCAUGGGCUUCCGGCUCGCUUAACAUUGGAGUUCAGUGCUUUUGACAUGAGUGCUCCCACGCCAGCCCACUGCUGCCCGGCUGUUGGAACGCUCUUUAACACCAACACGCUCGAGGCUUUCAAGGCCGCGGAUAAGAAGCUCCUUUUGGAACACGCAGCAGACGAGAUCUGGGAAGCCAUAAAAUCGGGCGCUGCCCUCGAAAACCCUGUCCUCCUCAACAAGUUCCUCCUCCUGACUUUUGCGGAUCUAAAGAAGUACCACUUCUACUACUGGUUUUGCUUCCCUGCUCUCUGCCUUCCAGAGAGUAUACCCCUCAUUCAGGGGCCAGUGGGCUUGGAUCAAAGGUUUUCACCAAAACAGAUUCAAGCCCUCGAACGUGCGUAUGAUGAUCUUUGUCACACAGAAGGAGUCCCAGCGCUCCCUUACUUCUUAAUCAAAUAUGAUGAGAAUGUGGUGCUGGUGUCCCUGCUCAAACACUGCAGCGAUUUCUUCCAAGACCAAAGGACGAAGGUAACGAUUGGUGUGUACGAUCCCUGUAACUUAGCCCAGCACCCUGGAUGGCCUUUGAGGAAUCUUUUGGUCCUUGCAGCUCACCGAUGGAGCAGCAGUUUCCAGUCUGUUGAAAUCCUCUGCUUCCGGGACCGCACCAUGCAGGGCGUGAGAGACAUUGCCCACAGCAUUGUCUUCGAAGUGAAGCUUCCCGAAAUGGCAUUCAGCCCAGAUUGUCCCAAAGCAGUCGGAUGGGAAAAAAACCAGAAAGGCGGCAUGGGACCGAGGAUGGUGAACCUCAGUGAAUGUAUGGACCCUAAAAGGUUAGCUGAGUCAUCAGUGGAUUUAAAUCUCAAAUUGAUGUGUUGGAGGUUGGUGCCUACUUUGGACUUAGACAAGGUUGUGUCUGUCAAGUGUCUGCUGCUGGGAGCCGGCACCCUGGGCUGUAACGUAGCUCGGACACUGAUGGGCUGGGGCGUCAGACACCUCACAUUUGUGGACAAUGCCAACAUCUCCUACUCUAAUCCCGUGCGGCAGCCCCUCUAUGAAUUUGAAGAUUGCCUAGCAGGUGGUAAGCCCAAGGCCCUGGCUGCAGCUGAUCGGCUCCAGAAAAUAUUCCCUGGAGUGAAUGCCAGAGGGUUCAACAUGAGCAUCCCCAUGCCUGGGCACCCAGUGAACUUCUCCAGUGUGACCCUGGAGCAGGCCCGCAAAGAUGUGGAGCAGCUGGAGCAGCUCAUUGAAAGCCACGACGUCGUGUUCCUGCUGAUGGACACCAGGGAGAGCCGGUGGCUCCCUGCCGUCAUUGCCGCGAGCAAGAGAAAGCUGGUCAUCAAUGCUGCCUUGGGAUUUGACACAUUUGUUGUCAUGAGGCACGGCUUGAAGAAACCGAAGCAGCAGGGAGCCGGGGACUUGUGUCCUGGGCACCAUGUGGCACCUGCCGACCUCCUGGGCUCCUCGCUCUUUGCCAACAUCCCUGGCUACAAACUUGGCUGCUAUUUCUGCAAUGACGUGGUGGCCCCAGGAGAUUCGACCCGAGACCGGACCCUGGACCAGCAGUGCACUGUGAGUCGCCCAGGACUGGCCAUGAUUGCAGGAGCCCUGGCAGUGGAGUUGAUGGUCUCUGUGUUACAGCAUCCAGAAGGGGGCUAUGCCAUUGCCAGCAGCAGUGAUGACCGCAUGAAUGAGCCGCCAACCUCCCUCGGCCUUGUGCCCCACCAGAUCCGGGGAUUUCUGUCACGGUUUGAUAAUGUCCUUCCCGUCAGCCUGGCGUUUGACAAAUGUACAGCUUGUUCUUCCAAGGUUCUUGAUCAGUAUGAACGAGAAGGAUUUAAUUUCCUGGCAAAGGUGUUUAAUUCUUCACAUUCCUUCUUAGAAGACUUGACCGGUCUCACAUUGCUGCAUCAAGAGACCCAGGCUGCUGAGAUCUGGGACAUGAGCGACGACGAGACGGUGUGACGUGGCCGCCCUCGCCGGGGCGGCUUCUCCUGCCUGCGGAGAGCUCGCCGAUGCCCGAGUGGGACCCCCGCCUCCAGGACGGUGACUCUGGACCCUGCGCCCCUCCACCCUCUGUGGUCCCCUCCUCUGCGCACUCUGAGGACCAGGGCCCCCUCUCCACUGCCCAGGAGCUUCUGGGGCGCUCCAUGUCUCAUGAUUCGUGAUCCCGCCAGUUCUGAGCUAAAUAAUAACCUUGGCUUUGGCAUUGCCACCGAUCUGGGA